Molecule: messenger RNA, 2709 nt
Organism: Closterium sp. Naga37s-1
Lineage: Eukaryota; Viridiplantae; Streptophyta; Zygnematophyceae; Desmidiales; Closteriaceae
Source: the annotation of a GenBank genome assembly
AUGCCCGUGGUUGCCGUGCCAGUGCCCUGUAUACCCAUCUUCACAUCCCUCGGAUUGCUUCCUCGUUUCUCUCUUCCUCAUUUCUCGGAUUUCUCUCUUCCCUGGUCUCAAUCAACCAACCAUUCUCGCAUGCCUCUUCUUCCUCUCCCUCUUCUGUAUCCUUCUCUUCCACCUCACCUUCCCCUUCUGCUCCCCUUCACGUUGACUCCUCAUUCUUCUCCACUGCCAGCCCAUGCAUUGAGGCGAUCCCUACCCAUCCUUCUCCCGGCACUUGCACUUGCACCUCCUUCCCGCAGAGACCUCUCUCACAACUACCUCACAGGCCGCGCACUGAAGCCCCUUGCUGCGCGAACCCUAUAUCUCUCCAGCAACUUCCUCUCGGGCCCUCUACCCGACGGGGCAUGCCAGCCUCGCUCUUUUGAUGCCAACUGCUUCACGUUGCCGCUUGGCUGUGCCUUGGUGCCCCAGCGACAGGAGGCAGCAUGCAAUCCAUUCUGUGGCGUCUCCUCUGCUGCUGGUGCUACUGCUGCUGCUGCGUGUGGAGGACAUGGGGUGUGCUAUCCAGAGGGGGAUAGCUUGGCACCCACAUGUCUGUGUGAUGCAGGAUUCGUGCAAUUUGGAGGGAUCACCUGUGUUGCUCAAGGCCAGAACAAAAACUACUCAAGCAGUCAGGCGGUUCUCCCACCAGCAUCUAUACUCACCAGGGGGGGGCAGCGCGAGACGAAGGGGAACUUCACCGCAGAGCCGGUGAAGUUGUUUGUGUACGAGGCACAUCAGGGACUUUCGCGGUGUGGGCUGCAGCUCGCCUUUCACGCCAACUUAACCUUCUCCCUCUCGCCUCGAUAUGGCCGCGUGGGCUUCAACGGCUUAGCAUUUGUCAUCUCGGCAACGGACCAGGUGGGGAGUGGCGCUGGUGUGGGGUAUGGUGGAAUGGACACACGGAGCAUGGCGGUGGAGUUUGACACUCUGCGGAACAAGGAGCAUGGCGACAUGAGCAGCCAGCAUGUGGGGCUGAACGUUCGAGGCGAGGACAAAUCGCUAGUCGCUGUGAGGUCGCCCUUCCCUCUGAGCAACAGGAAGGCGUACACGGCGUGGGUGGACUAUGAGCCAGGAGACCCCGGUACCAUCCAGGUCUUCCUGGCUGACUCGCAGGAGAAGCCGCAGCAGGCGGUGCUGGAGUGGAGGCUGGCGCUGUGUGAGGUGCUGCAGGGUGCAGUUGAUCAGCCCGCCUUCUUCUUUGGCUUCGUGGCGUCCACCACUGUGAAGCCGUUUCAGCGGCACGUCAUUCUUGAAUCGACAGUGGAUACAGGCCUUUCUGCUUCUCCCCGAACAGUCACACGUAAUCCAGGUGCUUGUUGGGCGUUUGCACUGGUGGCGAGUGUGGAAGCGGCAUACGGCAUUGCCUUGAAUGCAGAGGCGCCGCAGCUGUCAGUGGAGUCACUCUUUGCAGCCAUGGGGCUCACCUCCGAAGCUGACAAGUGCAGCACGGGGGGCUCCCCCACCGAGGCGUUGGAAAGGCUUCUCAUGCUGCCUCGCGGUGGAGUCACAGAGGUUGGAGCGCCUGAUCCUGGCUGCUAUACCGGCAGACUGGACCACGUUGUACUCGUUAUUGGAUACUUCAUCUUGAGAAAUGACGGCAGCCAAAAUCGCAUAGCACCUCCAUUUUGGAUCAUCCGCAACUCGUGGGGAGUGGAGUGGGGUGACUGGGGCCACAUGCGCAUGGACAUUCAGGGAGGGGAUGGCGUGUGUGGCAUCAACGUGCUGCCUGGCAUCUACCCCAUUGUCAAGAUGGACGUGUGUGGGUCUGACUUGAAGAACCCAUGCUACGUGGGCGCAUGCAUCAACGACGGCAAGGGCUCCUACUCCUGCAUCUGCCCACCCAACUACGUUGAAAGCACAACAAUUGACAGCUUCCCCACCUGCGACCCAGCCAACGUCACAGCCAGCACCCUCGCCGUGAGUGGGAGCAACUGGUGGUGCCCCGAUGUCCUCUCUAUUGUGGGCCUCUCACUUCCCCAAUUCACACAGCAGAAUAAGGUAACCAAUGGAGAUGGGGGGGUUGGACGAGUGGAUAGGCAGGCAGGGCUUGUGGGCAUUGACUGCAAUCAGGCUUUGCCUCGUGACAUGGUGCUUCAGCUGGGAAAUCCUGUCCUCGUUCCCUGCACUGCGUUCUUCUACACCCUCAGUGGCGACACAUGCUGGUCCAUCAGCGCCCAACUGUUACUCAGCACCAGCAACCUCACGGCACUCAAUCCCGGCCUUGACUGCUCUGAGCCCAUCAAGGCGGGCCGCUCUCUGUGCGUCGAGCGCAACGCCACCUUCGCCUUCACUGUGCCUCGGUGCCUACGUUGCGGCGUGCUUACAGCACAGGACACGUGUGAACGCCUGCUGCUGGAGGCGGGGAGUGAGGACGACCCAACGGGGGCUGGGAAGGUGAACGCUGUGCGCUGGGCUGAGCUGUACCGCAACAAUCUCGGCCUCAUCUGCUCGAGUGUCAUCCCGGUCUCCGCAUCUGCUAUUGGCAGCAACACUGGCGUGCAGGUGAGAGGUGGAGGUGAACUGGGUUGGGGGCGCAAGAGAUGGGAGGGAAAUGGAGGGAAGAUUGGUGGAUGGACCAAACGAACACUUGAUGGAUGUGGGGGCAAGGAGUCAUUUCUCAUAUGCCAGAGUGGUGUUUUUUCCAACUAUUUGCCCUUGAUUGCCUGUUGA